Arachis stenosperma is the source of this 1755-nucleotide messenger RNA. RefSeq lists its product as uncharacterized. Gene Ontology annotation, biological process: proteolysis. The record is from RefSeq and is a predicted model, not a curated record. Lineage: Eukaryota; Viridiplantae; Streptophyta; Magnoliopsida; Fabales; Fabaceae. The transcript is spliced from 2 exons. The coding region runs from base 1 to 1755 and encodes 584 amino acids. Gene Ontology annotation, molecular function: aspartic-type endopeptidase activity.
AUGACACGAUCAUCUACUCCCGAGGCAGACCGACCCAUCGAGCGACAAGAGGUCGCGAAGACGGAAGAACACGACAACUGUGAUAAUGGGCGCCACCCGUUCCACCGAUCUAUCCUCGAGGUCCGGCUGCCGAAACACUUCGACAAGCCAACGGACAUGAGGUACGACGGAACUCAAGACCCUCUAGAACACCUGACGGCCUUCGAGGCCAGAAUGAAUCUAGAGGGGGUAGGCGACGAAGUGAGAUGCCGCGCCUUCCCGGUGACCUUAGCAGGACCAGCGAUCAAAUGGUUUAACGGCCUCCCCCAAGGUUCUAUCUACAAUUUCUCAGACAUCAGCCGCGCUUUCCUGGCUCAAUUCACAACGCGAAUAGCAAAGGCUAAGCAUCCUAUCAACCUUCUCGGGGUAACCCAAAGACAGGGAGAGCCGACCAGGAAGUACUUGGAUCGGUUCAACGACGAAUGCUUGGAAAUUGACGGCUUAACCGACUCGGUGGCCAGUCUUUGCCUAACGAACGGCCUCCUCAACGAGAACUUCCGGAAACACCUCACCACGAAACCAGUUUGGACGAUGCAUGAAAUCCAAACAGUGGCCAAGGAGUAUAUAAACGACGAGGAAGUCAGCCGAGUCGUGGCUGCCAACAAACGGCAGUCCGGUUACAGCCAAGCACGGAGCCCGUCGACGGAGAGAGAGCUAAGGAAAAAGCUAGGGAAGAGGCAUAGCGGAGAAGGGAAUCCUCCCGAAGCCCGAGCACUUAAGGACCGAACAGGAGGAAACAAGAACCUUUACUGUGAUUACCACAAGGGGUAUGGCCAUCAAACACAGGACUGUUUCGACCUGAAGGAUGCAUUAGAGCAAGCGAUAAGGGAAGGAAAGCUGGCAGCGUUCUCCCAUCUUAUCAGGGACGAGAAGGCGUUAUCGCGACCAGGACGAGGAAGGCAAGACACGCCGGUCAAGCGGCGACAAGAGCCUGAAGACAGAGACCACGGCCUCACGGUGAUAAACGUGGUAACGGCAAAGAACACUGCACCAAAAUCCCGGUCGGCACACAAGAAAGACGCCAAGGUACUGGCGAUUCAUCUUCACCAGUGCAGAGUACCAAAAAACCCGUCCAUUUCUUUCGGCCCAGAAGAUCAAUGGUUCAGCGACGCCCCGGAAAACCCUCCCAUGGUCAUCACGGCCAGAGUAGGAACCGGCCUCGUCAAACGGAUCCUUGUCGACACUGGGGCCGACUCAAACAUCAUGUUCCGAAACGUGUUCGACGCACUGGGGCUGAAGGAUGCCGACCUGACGACCCACCAGCACGGGGUUAUCGGGUUAGGCGACCACUACAUCAAACCAGACGGAGUCAUUUCCCUACCGAUCUCGGUAGGACAGAUGCAAGGCCGAAGGUCGGCGAUGGCCGAAUUCGUGAUCCUCCGAGACUCCACAGCCUACAAUAUCAUCUUGGGAAGGAAGACAAUCAAUGAUUUUGAGGCCAUAAUCAACACCAAGCUACUAGUUAUGAAGUUCGUCACCGAUGAUGGAUCCAUAGGGACCAUAAGAGGAGACCUCGAGACGGCGGUCGCCUGCGACAACGCCAGCCUUUCCCUCAGAAAGAAGUCCAAGGAAGCAUCCGGCGUAUUCCUAGCCGACCUCGAUGCCAGAGUAGAGGACAACCCGAGGCCGGAACCAGAAGGGACCUGGAGAAAUUUAGCAUCGGUGACGAAGGGGAAAGAUUCACAUUCGUUAACAAGAACCUCCCGCAUGAGUUGA